AUGAGUGUCCGAGUCGUCGCGCGUAUACGCCCCUUACUCAAAAAUGAGAUCGACAAGGACACCAUUGUCAGCGCAGAGACAAUCGACGGUGAAAAGACCGCGACGGUUGUGCGGCUACCGAGCCCGAAGAAUGAUGCCGAGUCCUUCAGCUUCCAGUUCAGCUCUGUCUACGAGCAAGACGCGACGCAACAGCAACUUUUCGAUGCAGAGAUCGCACCGACGGUCAAGCACCUUUUUACUGGAUUCGAUCUUUCCAUCUUCGCCCAUGGCUGCACAGGCACAGGCAAGACGCACACGAUGCGUGGAGGAAAGUCUUUGGCGGAUCGCGGUGUCAUCCCGCGCCUGUUGAGUGCGAUAUACAGGCGGUGUAAGAAGAUCGAGAAAGACUCUGCGGGUGCGACACAGGUCGAGGUGGCGCUGGAGUAUUUCGAAAUUUACUGCGAUCGCGUCUACGAUCUGUUCGAACCGCCGGAGAAGCGCACACCAUCCGGCCUGCCAAUACGAGACAACCACGGAAAGACGGUCGUUGUUGGCUUGACAGAAAAGCCAUGUUCAACACUGAAAGAGUUUGAACAGCUCUAUGACCAGGCUAACAUGAACCGCUCAACCUCAGCCACAAAGCUCAAUGCCCACUCAUCACGAUCGCAUGCCGUCCUUUGCGUCAAGAUCACCCAAACCACCGAGACCACCAUCCAGGUCAGCCGCGCAUCGUGUAUCGAUUUGGCGGGAUCAGAAGACAACCGUCGAACAGACAACAACAAGGAGCGCCUCGUCGAGAGCUCUGCCAUCAACAAGUCUCUCUUCGUCCUUGCCCAGUGCGUCGAGGCAAUGAACAAGAAGCAAAGCAGGAUACCGUAUCGCGAAUCUAAGAUGACGAGAAUAUUGUCACUGGGUCAGAACAAGGGUUUGACAGUCAUGAUUCUGAACCUCGCCCCCACACGAGCUUAUCACCUGGAUACGAUCAGCUCACUGAAUUUUGCCAGUCGAACGAAGAAGAUCGAGGUGGCCGAGGUUGAGAAUGAUCCGGUUCUACGAACAAUGGCAAAGCCUCUGGCAACAAGUAGCAUCGGCGGUGCCAACAUCACUCGACAGCCAUUGCGACCCAUUGCCGCGGCUCACAACGCGAACAUCCCAGAGCCAGAGAAGCAGAAGAAAGGGGAAAAGCCCAUCAAGGCCUUCUCUGUAUAUUCUGAUUCCCGCAAGCCUGCACCUCGCACGUCUAACCUCACAUCACAAAACCAAGGCAUUCGCCGAACGGAAGGACAGAAACGAGCUGCAGAGCCCAGCUCUACCUUUGGAUCACGACCAACCAAGGCCUUUAGAACCGCGGAUGCCACAGCGCGGUCACGAAAUGCCGAGCCUGCCAUGACAAAAGCGUCCAUCGAGGCACUGAUCGCUCAAAGGAUAGAGGAGAAGCUUGCAGAGAAGGCGCUUCAAGACGCAGGUGCAUCCGCCCCUGCACUAUCGGCGGAUCUGCAGAAGCGUCUGGAUGAGUUGGAGCACCGUAUCGAUGCUCAGGAAGAAGAUGGCAAAUCUCAAGGGCUACAGUUCCUUCUGAUGGCGAAGCAGCACCACAUCCGCGGAGAAGAUGCCAGCGCACUGAGAAUGUACAGACUGGCGCAACCCUUCUUCCCAGGCAACGCGAAGCUCGAGUCGAAGAUGAGGAGUCUAGAGGAUCGGAUACGAGCCAGCAAGGAUGACACAGCAGCCAAACACGUUUCCGCACCUGUCGCUAUGACACUACCACCCGCGGCCCCCUCGAAUCUCAUGGCACCCCUAAAGGCCAAAGAGAAGCCUUCGAAGCCAAGGAUGGUCUUGAGAGAUGAUGAGGAUGAGGAGGAUGACUUUGCGCCACCACCCGACUCCGACCACGAAGCCUCCUACGCCUCCGACGACAGUUUCCAGUACAAGCCCAAAGCCGCCCGCAAACCAAAGAAGACCAACAAGAAAUUGCCAAUCUUCCGAGACGACGCCGAUACUUCUUCGCACAACUCUAUGGAACACACGCCACGAACUACGCAUCUUUUGAAAAUCAUCAAUUCGCGCGACAUCAACCAGAUCAAGGCUCUCAAAGGUGUUGGUGCGAAGAAGGCAGACGGCAUUGUGAAUUGCUUGGUUGAAAUGGAGGAUGCUGAAGUCUUGGAUCUCGAGAGCCUAGCUAUGUUGAAGGGUGUGGGAGGGAAGACGGUCGAAAAUAUGAGAAUGGGCCUGACGAUGAGCGUUGGAUACGACUUCUAG
Parastagonospora nodorum SN15 is the source of this 2238-nucleotide messenger RNA. RefSeq lists its product as hypothetical. NCBI's taxonomy places the organism in Eukaryota, Fungi, Ascomycota, Dothideomycetes, Pleosporales, Phaeosphaeriaceae. The record is from RefSeq and is a predicted model, not a curated record. The transcript has 3 exons. The coding region runs from base 1 to 2238 and encodes 745 amino acids. Gene Ontology annotation, cellular component: microtubule; kinesin complex. Gene Ontology annotation, biological process: microtubule-based movement. Gene Ontology annotation, molecular function: microtubule motor activity; ATP hydrolysis activity; microtubule binding.